AUGAGCAACCAUACCGUCAUGCGGGGGUUUUUGGAAUCCCUUCGAAUCGGUUACCCGAUCCUCCUUCUUGUUGUGUUUGCGUCGGCCUUCGUGGCCAGCUCGAUCAUAACUGCCAGAACGGCAAAUCGAAAUCUCUGUACUCCACAGACGGGCCCGGGAGGCCGUCCGCUCCCCAAGCGGUCGAGAAGCACAGUGGCUGUGGUAAAAGCGCCGCAAAAUUUUUCCCGAAACGCGAAACUAUGCUUCAAGUUGCUCUCCUUUGCUAUCCUCGUUACGCUGGUGGCGGAGGCUGCCUUGAACGUAGCUCAUGUGAUGCUUGCCAGAUCGCAGCAAUGGUGGUGCGGCCAAGCCGUAGUGAUCUACAUCGUUGGGUCCUUCUUUGACUACUCCAUCAUCCUCGUUUCUCUGCUCGAUACCGAACCGUCCCCGACGUUUGCCCAGUUUGUGCCAUGGCUGAUAGCCGCGCCCAUCGAACUGGCGAUACUUGGACUUUCGGUCUCAAUCUAUUCUCGCCCCCAUCAUGAAUCUGUGGUGGGCGAUCCAACUGGUGGCAGGUUACGAAGAGGCGUCACGCCUUGGGAGGCCGCGGGAUUUGUUUGCAACAGCAUCCGUCUCUUGAUUUUACUCAUUCUGGUCAUGCUUUACGCAUGCAGUUCCCUGAGGUCAUCGUCUUUUGGCCGUAAAACGCCCCGUAUGAAUGGGGCCAAUGGUAUCAACGCGGAGGGAGCAACAGAAACUACGGGGCUUCUUAGUUCCGGUACCGAGAAUGGCCACGCCUAUGGAGCAGCAAAUGGGAAUGGCGUUAGUGGUGACCACCAGAAGCCCAAACCGGCAGACCCCUGGGUGCGGCCGACGACUCAACCAUCCACUAGCUGGUGGGAAUACCUCAGCGGAUAUUCUUUAUUCUUUCCAUAUCUUUGGCCAUCCAAGUCUCGCCGUCUGCAGAUUGUGGUCCUCAUUUGCUUCAUCCUGAUUGUUCUACAGCGUGUCGUCAACGUUCUCGUCCCUUAUCAAGUCGGCGUGAUCACCAGGAAGCUAUCCCAACAGGGCGACGAAUUCAGUGUACCAUGGUUCGAUAUCUGUCUGUACAUUUUGUUCAGGUGGCUUCAAGGUAACCAGGGCCUUAUCGGGUCUCUACGUUCCAGCUUAUGGAUUCCUGUGAGCCAAUAUUCUUAUAUGGAACUUUCGACCGCUGCUUUCGAACACGUUCAUAGCCUGAGUUUGGACUUCCACCUCGGGAAGAAGACUGGCGAGGUUCUUUCGGCUCUUAGUAAAGGCAGUUCGAUCAACACCUUCCUAGAGCAAGUUACUUUCCAAGUGGUUCCGAUGUUGGUCGAUCUAUGCGUCGCGAUUGUCUACUUCCUUAUUGCGCUAGACGCAUAUUAUGCUCUCGUGGUCACAAUCGUGACUUUCUGCUAUCUUUACGUGACCAUUCGUAUGGCUCAGUGGAGAGCGGAGAUCCGAAGACAGAUGGUUAAUUCAUCUCGACAAGAAGACGCCGUAAAGAACGAUUCAAUGGUGUCGUACGAAACGGUCAAAUACUUUAACGCGGAAGACUAUGAAUUUGGAAGGUAUCGGGGAGCAGUAGCUGACUUCCAGGCGGCCGAAUACCACGUUCUCUUCUCGCUCAAUCUUAUGAACACUACGCAAAACACCAUUUUUAUGCUUGGGCUGUUGAUCGCUUGCUUCAUGGCCGCAUACCAAGUCUCUCUGGGCCAACGAGAUGUAGGUCAGUUUGUUGGGCUUCUUACAUAUAUGGCGCAACUGCAGGGCCCACUCAAUUUCUUUGGAACUUUCUAUCGUUCAAUUCAGUCUGCUUUGAUCAACUCGGAGCGAUUGCUAGAAUUGUUUAGGGAGCAGCCUACGGUUGUCGACAGGCCCAACGCUCGGCCAUUGCCGAUUUGCAAGGGAGACAUCAAAUUUGACAACGUCGAAUUUUCCUACGACGCUCGUAAACCGGCGUUGAAUGGUCUUACAUUCCACUGUGAGCCUGGUACCACAACUGCACUGGUUGGUGAGUCUGGUGGUGGGAAGUCGACUGUCUUCCGCCUGCUUUUCCGAUUCUACAAUUCUGAAAGAGGCCGCAUCCUAGUUGAUGGACACGAUGUGGGAGGCACCACCAUUGACUCACUUCGAAAGCACAUCGGAGUUGUGCCUCAGGACACUGUUCUCUUCAACGAGACUUUGAUGUAUAACUUGAAAUACGCCAACCCAGAUGUCUCAGAUGAAGAUGUCUAUGAGGCAUGUCGGGCUGCCAGUAUCCAUGAUAAGAUCAUCUCAUUCCCGGAUGGUUACAACACCAAAGUUGGUGAGCGCGGAUUACGGCUCAGUGGCGGAGAAAAACAGCGAGUAGCAAUUGCUCGGACCAUUCUUAAGAACCCUCGGAUCAUUCUCUUAGAUGAGGCCACUGCUGCGCUCGACACCGAGACAGAAGAACACAUUCAGAGUGCACUGUCCACUCUUUCUCGCGGCCGUACAAUGCUCGUCAUUGCACACCGACUGAGCACUAUCACAACGGCGGACCGUAUUCUGGUCCUCAGCGAAGGAAAGGUUUCAGAAAGCGGAACACAUGACCAACUACUUGCAAUGAAGGGCCGAUAUGCAAGCAUGUGGCGCAAGCAGAUCCGCGCUCAACGAGCAGCGGCAGAGGCUCAGGUGCUGCAAAACCGAGCCCAACGAUUACGCAGUGCGUCCACUUCGGCCGCCGCUGAGGACAGCUCUAGCCAGUCCGAUGAGGAACGCAACAGUAACCGUGGCGCAAAUGUGAACCGGCAAGCACCAACCCACCACCCUUAG
Molecule: messenger RNA, 2796 nt
Organism: Aspergillus puulaauensis
Lineage: Eukaryota; Fungi; Ascomycota; Eurotiomycetes; Eurotiales; Aspergillaceae
Gene: hmt1
Product: putative vacuolar ABC heavy metal transporter (Hmt1)
Exons: 3
Coding region: 1-2796 (931 amino acids)
Biological process (GO): transmembrane transport
Cellular component (GO): membrane
Molecular function (GO): ABC-type transporter activity; ATP binding; ATP hydrolysis activity
Source: RefSeq, a predicted model, not a curated record